Prunus armeniaca (apricot) is the source of this 891-nucleotide messenger RNA. The record is from the annotation of a GenBank genome assembly. NCBI's taxonomy places the organism in Eukaryota, Viridiplantae, Streptophyta, Magnoliopsida, Rosales, Rosaceae.
AUGAUUUUCACGGAUAUGUACCAGUAUGGCCUCAGACUACCGUUUCAUCCUUGGGUACAGAUGAUGUUGGCCAAGUUGGGGUAUGCGCCGGGGCAAUACAAUCCCAACUUUUGGCUGCUUCUGCAUGGAGUUUAUAUUGCUUGGUGGUUGGUUGGGUUGGGGGAGCCAACAUUUGAGCAGUUUAUGUACCUGUAUUCGAUCUCCAAACAACAGGGAACCUUUGGCUGGGUACAAGCCAAUUGCCGAAAGGCAAAGGAGAGAUGUUAUUUUAUUGGGCAUAAGCCGAGUACGCAGAAGUCUUGGCCGAACAGAUGGUGCUUAGCCUAUGGUGAUUGGGAGUGUCCUCCAGGGAAGACCGUCUCUAGACACAUUCCAACCCACUUCCAGUUUAUAGCUGAGUUGUAUCUAAACUUUGGUGCAAGUUCGAUGAAGUGGGGACCGAUCUCCAAGGAGCGAGAAGACGAGGUUGAGAGAGUGAGGUCAUUGUUGUCGGAGACCCAACGUGAGCGCAAAAACCUAGUCACCCAGAAGAACCUGUACGAGUCAGGACUCUUGCAAGGGAUGGCAGGUAUCAUAAGGGGAAGCACGAAGGUGGCUAUGGAUCUGGAUGAUCCCGAGAUGCAGAAACGGCUGAGGGAGUCUCGGGCCAAGAGGGUGAAGAAGGGAGGUGCUCAGCAGGCGGCUGGGAAGUGUCCCAGAGAUGAUGAAGGCCUGGUUGGCGAUGUGCUGGGAAAGAAAAGAGCGCUGGAGGAAGCUCACCGGAGCGUGAUGGGGACAGGGCUGAGGCUUCCUCCCUUUGACCCGCAGGCGCCGCUGAAGCUCCCCUUUGGUAUGGAUGAUGUUUACGCCGAGGGGGUGGAGAAGGUGGACUUCUCUAGGCUGCGUCGGUAG